UUCAUUCGUCCAUCUGAGAAGACGACAGGAAGCUUAGUCCCUUCUUCUCUGAACACAGGGAAGACAAAAGUAAGGAGGGAGGGGGACACUGAAGAACGGUGAAGGAAGGAUGGACAGAGUUUGAGUCCUGGCUGAUCCUCAGAUAUUUGGGGGGGUCAUGACGUCCCAGGAGGAGACGUCUUCCUUCAGGAGGUUUUUUCAGUAUGUGGAGGACAGCGGACUCCAUACAUACGAUGGUCUAGUGAUCCAAAAUGCCUCCGACAUUGCCAGAGAGAGCGACCGCAUACGGAACCAGACCAACUGGACCUAUUUGCAAGAAAAACACCAGAAGAAGAGACGGCAGGAAGAAUCCAUCAAAAGGAUUGGUGAAGAUGUUCCUGCAGCAACAGAUGGAGCAUACUCUGGAAAGCAUUUCAGGAUGGGCUUCAUGACGAUGCCAGCACCUCAGGACCGGCUGCCCACAUCCAGCCAAGGCUUCACUGUCCGAUCCCAGUCCCUCCACUCAGUGGGUGGAGGAGAAGAAGACCCCAACCACAGUCGCAAGCAGCCUCCACCCAAACCCAAAAGAGACCCCAACACCAAAUUGAGCAGCAGCUCUGAGGCAGUGGAUGGAAGCUGUGGAUUCACCAAAAGAGAGUAUCAAGAAACCAAAGACGUUGCAGAACAUUCAGAAGCUCACCGCCAUCUACAUACCGAAGACUCCAAAAAAAUGCCCCCACCCAAACCUAGAAGAGACCCCAACACUCAGCUGAGCUCUUCCUUCGACGAGUCCUUCAUUCGUAACUAUGGCAACAAGAAGUCUUCCUUGCAAGGGGACAAAUCUUCAUCCCAAAGUCAGAGUCCAGCAUCCAGAGACACAGACGACGAGGAGCCGGUUUACAUUGAGAUGGUGGGGAACAUCCUCCAGGAUCUGAAGGGUCAGGAUGCUGUGGAAGAUGAGCAGAGUGAGUCGGUGUACGAGGAGAUGAAGUACCCGAUGUUGGAGGACUUCCUGCAGGACGCACAGUCUGCCAUCAUUGAUGCUGAAGCAUGGUUGUCUCGAGGCUUGCUCUGUGACAUCCCUCCGCCCUUCCCCAACCUCCUGACUCACCGUCCACCGCUGCUUGUCUUCCCACCCGCCCCAGCUCAGUGCUCCCCCAACUCUGAUGAGUCCCCCCUCACCCCUCUGGACGUCACUCGUCUGCCCAUGUUAGAAAAUGCCGGCUAUAAGUCAGGUGCUGUCGAGCACCCACAGAGCUCCGGCCACCACCGCAAGGACCGGGACCGAGACCGAGACCGAGACCGAGACCGGGACCGGGACCGGGACCGGGACCGGGACCGGGACCGGGACCGAGACCGGGACCUGCCUUACACCCACACUAUCACCUCCUCUGGCCGCUCGUCAGCUCCACCUCUGCCCUCUAGCUUCUACAAAUCAACUAGCUCCACCCACAGCGGUCAUGGUUACCCCCGUAGCCAAUCGGCGUGUCCCUCUCCGGUCAGCAAGGGGCGGCCUUUGACUCCUCUGAGCUUGAAGAGGCCACCGCCAUAUGAUACUCUUAUAGCUGGAGGAAGUAUGCCUCGAUCAUCAUCUUCAUCAUCAUCAUCCUCACAGAGGGUGAGUGAGGGUGGGGCUAAAGUCAGUAGCUCCUCCUCCACCCACAGCUCCAUGCACAACGUGUCAGUGAGGUCACAGACUCCACCAAGUCCAAUGGAUGAGCUCAGCAACCUGUUUACGUCUGGCAAGCAGGCGAUGAGGAGGACGUCAUCAGGGAGGAAGACCAGGGAGGGGGAAGGAGAGUCCAAGUCUCUGCCGAGGCACGACAGUAAAGACAGAGACGGACUGUCGAGUCCAGUGUCCAGCAGGAUGGGGAGGUCAUCUGUCAGCCCCACCACCAUGCUGUCAGGAGGAGGAGAAACAAAGUCUGUGUGUAAACUGGGACGAUCUGCAUCGACAUCAGGAGUUCCAUCACCAGGUGGGACACCACUACGUCACCUGCAGGAGUCCCAUCAUCCCGCCCUCAGCCAGGUAACACACCUGUGAAGCACCUGCUCCUCU
Messenger RNA from Nematolebias whitei (Rio pearlfish), 2038 nucleotides. It is a transcript of the gene nyap2a, whose product is annotated as neuronal tyrosine-phosphorylated phosphoinositide-3-kinase adaptor 2a. Gene Ontology annotation, biological process: phosphatidylinositol 3-kinase/protein kinase B signal transduction; neuron projection morphogenesis. NCBI's taxonomy places the organism in Eukaryota, Metazoa, Chordata, Actinopteri, Cyprinodontiformes, Rivulidae. The record is from RefSeq and is a predicted model, not a curated record. The transcript has 6 exons. The coding region runs from base 158 to 2023 and encodes 621 amino acids.